Messenger RNA from Rhodofomes roseus, 2322 nucleotides. RefSeq names its product UV-endonuclease UvdE-domain-containing protein. The record is from RefSeq and is a predicted model, not a curated record. Bases 224 to 2248 code for a protein of 674 amino acids. Lineage: Eukaryota; Fungi; Basidiomycota; Agaricomycetes; Polyporales; Fomitopsidaceae. Gene Ontology annotation, molecular function: endonuclease activity. Gene Ontology annotation, cellular component: mitochondrion; nucleus. The transcript is spliced from 9 exons. Gene Ontology annotation, biological process: response to UV; nucleotide-excision repair; mitochondrial DNA repair.
AUCAGUACUUGCUGGCUGUGAUACGCCUCGCAGGUCUGCUGCUUCACACGCUUGGAGCCCCUGGGCGUGCUGCGCUGUCAUUCCACCACUUGCGGGUGGCUGACGUCGACAGGACGAAUGAGGCGCGAUCGCCCGCUGUCGGGGCCGCGAUCGGGGGCCGAGACGCCAUUGGGCACCAUUCCAAUCCGGAUUUGUAUGUGGACGUGCGUUGACGGAAUGACAAAUGCGCCUCGCCCUCCCUCUGCGACGAGCCCCCUCUGCUCUCCGUCUGCACCUCUCAGCUCUCCCCAACCCCUCGCCGAGAGUGCUCCCCAGCCCGAGCCCUACGUUCCCCACGAUGCCGAAGCGUAAACGCACGACGACAGCCGCAGCGAUCACCACCGGGCAGACGGUCGCCUCAGCGAUUCCGACCGAAGACGCGGUCGCUGCCGCGACUGCUGCUGUGCUAGCCCUCAGCGACCCGGUGGCGGGGUUUCCAGGCUCGCCGCGACACGUGUCCGGCCGCACUCACAACGUAACCACGACCUACGCCGACGAGCCGUCGAGCCCGCUCAGCGAGCUCGAGGACGAGCUCCCAGCCCCCAAGAAGCGCACGCCCCGAAAGAGAGCUAAACGCCCUGCAGCGGCAGCCGAGAGCGCGCUGACGGAGGACGGCGAGGGAUCGCCCGCCAAGCAGAAACGUACAACGCGGAAGAAGGCGACGGAGCCGGUUGUGUAUGACAUCCCACCCGUGGAGCGCAAGGAGACCAAGUUCACGGGCAGGCUGGGCUACGCGUGUCUGAACACGAUCCUGCGCGCGACGAAGCCCGAGCCGAUCUUCUGUUCGCGGACGUGCCGGCUUGAGACGAUCAGGAAGAACGGCAUCGAGUUUGCGAAAGAGCUGGGCCUGAAGAACGCGCGGGACCUGAAGGAGAUGAUUGAGUGGAACGAGAAGAAUAGGAUUCGGUUCUUCCGGGUCUCGUCGGAGAUGUUCCCCUUUGCGUCGCACAAGGUACAUGGUUACGACCUCGAGUACGCGCGCGAAGAGUUGAAGGGAGCAGGCGACCUCGCGAAGCGUUAUGGCCACAGGUUGACAACGCACCCAGGCCAGUUCACCCAGCUCGCCUCUCCGAAGGACGACGUGGUCACUGCAAGCGUCCGCGAGCUCGAGUAUCAUUGUCAGAUGAUGCGUUACAUGGGGCUCGACCAAGACAGUGUCAUCAUCAUUCACAUGGGGGGUGUGUACGGCGACAAAGAGACGACGCUCGCGCGGUUCAGGGAGAACUACCACACACGGCUGACGGACGAGAUGAAGGCGCGGGUCGUACUCGAGAACGACGAGAUAUGCUACAACCCAGAUGACCUCCUGCCCGUGUGCGACGAGCUCGGGAUCCCGAUGGUGCUCGACUACCACCACAACUGGAUCUACCCGUCGAAACACGAGCUUCCCGAGCUCCUCCCGCUCGUCGCGGCAGGCUGGGCGCGCAAAGGCAUCCGGCAGAAGCAGCACCUGAGCGAGCCACGCCCGGGCGCGGAGACGGUCAUGGAGAAGCGCGCGCACGCGGACCGGUGCGUAACACUGCCGGAGGAGUUGGUGGGUGCAGACGUGGACCUGAUGAUCGAGGCGAAGGACAAGGAACAGGCAGUAUUCCACCUCUACAGGAUAUACGCGCUUGAGGAGGUCAUUCACGAGAACUUGCGCCCUGAGAAGCCUCCGAAGCCGUUCGUGCGCGGGAAGGAUCGUGCGCCCGCGAAAGGCGGUGAAAAUGGCGAGGGCCUGGAUGGUGACGGUGAGGACGAGGCGGAGGCGGUGGAAGGGACGCCGAGGAAGCGGGCGAAGGCAAGGGCGAAGGCCAGUGCGAAAGGGGAGGCGGAGGCGGCAGAGGUAGAAGGGGACACAGCCAUGAAGGAAGAGGACGCCGAUGGCAAGCCCAUGCGCAAGUCCAAGCCAAAGAUACGGCGCACAGCGACGAACGUCGUCGCCGGUACGGAUACGCCCGCCUCGCCUUCAUCACCGAUGACGCCCAGGCGCGUGUCCACCACGCCCCGCCGGCCUCGGCGGUCAAAGGCGGAGGGAGCGGCGGAGGAGCUCGUGAACCAGGAGGACGACCCGGAGCCCGUGGACGGGGCACGAGCGGGCGAGGUGGAGGCGGAGGAGCACCCGGAGGUCGUCGAGGAAGCGAAGGAGGGUGGAGGAGGGGCGGAGACGGUGGAGGAGGAGGCGAGGACGUGUCGGGGUGCGGGGGAGGUGGAGGCGGGGUGCAGGUGAUUGGGCGCACCGGCGGAUGGUGGGGAGGUUGGUUGAUGCGGUGGCAAUUUAUUGAUAGCUUAAUGGGCCUGGGU